Messenger RNA from Aspergillus caelatus, 2691 nucleotides. RefSeq lists its product as uncharacterized. The record is from RefSeq and is a predicted model, not a curated record. NCBI's taxonomy places the organism in Eukaryota, Fungi, Ascomycota, Eurotiomycetes, Eurotiales, Aspergillaceae. Bases 1 to 2691 code for a protein of 896 amino acids. The transcript has 3 exons.
AUGUCAUGGCCGCAUGAUCUGUCUUCUAUGACCGGCUCGCCCAAGCCGAGCUCGCACACGUCUAGAUCAAAAACCCCUGAACCUGGAUCAACAUCGCUGGUGAACCCAUCCUCCUCUCUGCUACAAGACCUGUUGAAAGAGCAGCGUGCGACUCGAGGGUCGCGGGGAACAGCUUCAGAAGACAUGGAGGAUAAUGGACCCCAUACGCCUCGUACGCCAGGCCGUUCCCGCUCCAAUUCUCAGGCCCAGUCGCAGGAAGAGCCGGGCUCUGAUCGGCAGCGGAAGAUCAAUAAUGCUCUGGCUGCGGGUCUAAAGCAACCCCGGGAGAUGGGGAUGAGAGAAAUGGACCAAUAUAUCUCAAAGAUGAAUAAACAGAACUUUGACUUGAAACUCGAGAUCUUUCACCGUGCCCAACAAAUGGCGGCAAUGGAAAAGAAGCUAGAACGGAUGUUGGAAAUGGAAGAAGAACUACAACGCAUGCGAGACUUGGAGGACGAGCUACAGGAGUUGCGGGAUGCCGAAGAGGACAAUCAGAGGCUGCGGGAGUCUAAUGAGCAAUUGCGGCAAGAAAUUGAUAAACGAGACCAGGCUGUCACAGAGGCCGUAGAAUUGAUCUGUCAGCUCGAAGCGAGAGUGGAGGAGCUGGAAGCAGCCGGGGACCAUUCCAGACCUUCUACAGCUCGGCCUCCUACGCGCGAUGGCCCAGGCCCAGCUAUUGAAACGCCCAAGUCUCCUACCUCCGUGGAUAUUCCAGAACGGACAUCCUCAAAGAACGGUACAACACCUGGUGACCAGCAUCGCCGAAGGUCUUCGGGGACACGCCAUCUCAAGAGAGCACCGUCAUUUCUCCAUAACGAGAAUCAAAACACGGCAGCCCUGCGAAGUGUCUAUAACCCUGCCGAUGAUCAGCCUCGCUCUGAAAUGAGCAUACUCACGAACUCCGAAAGUCUCCACUCCAUGAACGAGACCGGCGAACCCGAUUCUCCGAGGCUUAGCGCACUAAGUGAAUGUAGUGAACUACAUAUAGGCGAUAUUACUGGGUCGUGUAAUGAUUCUGAUGAAAUCGAAAUACCCGUUCGCAAGAGAGCGUCGACAGCUCAGAGUGCCAUGUUCUCACCCCUUACGAGAGAAGACCGGGAAAGGGAUCAGUUACGUUUUAGUUCAUGGACCCCGCCGAAGCCAGAUAUCGAUCCAGAAGACACGCCGAGAAUGAAUAUUCGACCUGUGCUGGAUGUUUUCAGAGACACCGAUAAGCCAAGCUUCGAAAGGGUCUCAUGUGAUAAUAGCUCUAGCCAAAAGACACAGAUUGACAGCGUUUUUGGAAGUACCAGGCUACCUCCCACCCCUGACACGAUGAGUACCGCACAUGCAUUCGGCACCAAUAGGUCAAACGGCAGCGCUACGGAGAAGAGCCAGGUUGAUCAGAUUGCGGUUUUCAAGCGGGGACUCCGCCGUCCUCGUUCUGCAGAUGAGCUGACAACCAGGCAAAGUUCCGGCAAUAGCAGGCUGACAGACGGUACAGAUACUAAUAUCAGUGAGGUUAUGCAUCCGCCGCUUAGUCCCACCGAAGGAGACGAGGCGCCUGCUAUAUUUCCCUUGAACAGCGUAUCAUCGAGAACCGGCUACAUGCAAAGCCAACGGCCGGUCCAUCGGCCCAAUUUUGGCCACUAUGGAAACGGAGUGCUGUUCAAUCAAGAUGAUUUGGAACAUGUUCUCUCGAAAAUAGAUAACAACUAUUACUCGCCACCUAGGCACGACGAGGCUGAAGAGUCCAUUCUGGAUACGCCAUCUACAUCACCACCCCUUACCCCUCAAGAUUGGGUGGAAGCAGCGAAAUCCGGUAAUCACGCUGGGAAGAAUCGCGCUCUGGCCCCGGCUAUUGGCCCUGUUCCUACCAAGCCUCGACUAGGUGGCACUAGAGCUCCUAGCCAGUCCUCAUUCCUUGGACGUCGCCAUAGCGUCGACUCGACUGUACCGGACCUUCCGAUUAUACCCACACUCGAUCUAGGCUCAUUGGAACCUGUUCGCCAGCCCGAGCCGGACCCAGAACCUCGACGAAAAAUCAGUUUUCGGCCUCGAUUUUUUGGAGGUUCCAAAGCGACCCGUCGUCUCCAACCAUCACCCAUCCCUGAUGCCACAAAUGGACAAGAUGGAGCACCCUCUCCAGUCAUCCCCAAGAGUAGACAAAUGGCACCUCCGAAGCCGGCUAGAACAAAUCAAAACGAUAACUCGCCCACAUAUGAGAGUGGCCGUACACCUGCCCUCACAUAUGCCGACGCAAAUGGUGACAAUAUGCGCAGAACCCUUCCUCAUUCAUUUACGGAUUCCAACAUGCAGUCACAUAGUACCAUGAGCAGGUCACCCUCGUCUCCCAGCAAAGGACACAAAAGACGGAGCUCACUUGGGAUUUUUGGCUGGAUGAAAGGAGCCAGUGGUUUUGGGUCUUCCAAUAAGAAAUCCGAACCUGAUUCUUCUGCGAUGUCCACGCAAUCCAGUGCGUCAGUCAAGGACAGAACCCCCUCCCGUUUAGCCUAUGAGUUUCCGGUUGCGAACACUGAGGCCAGAGCUGCUCAUUUAGCCUCCAUGAAUAUUGCAGUUGAAGACUUCGCGUCUGGUACGAAACGGAUCUCAUGGGCGGAAGAAGAGGCGGCACGACGACCGAGGUACAUGGAUCGUCGCCGCCGAUUUUAA